AUGGAAAGGAAUAGCAAAACAAGGCCUCGCAAGAAGUACAAAAACACCCCAAAAGAAAUCAACCCAACUUUCUGGUCCUCAGACUCCCUGGUGGAGGAGAGAGGGACUCACUGGCUGGUUAAAGUGAAACUGAGGUGCUGCAGGUUGUCAGAGAUCAGCUGUGCUUCUCUGGCCUCAGCUCUGAAGUCCAACCCCUCCCAUCUGAGAGAGCUGGACCUGAGUCUCAACGAUCUGCAGGAUUCAGGAGUGGAGCUGCUGAGAGAUCUUCUGGAGAGUCCACUCUGCAGACUGCAGACUCUCAGAUUGAGGAGCUGCAGGUUGUCAGAGAUCAGCUGUGCUUCUCUGGCCUCAGCUCUGAAGUCCAACCCCUUCCAUCUGAGAGAGCUGGACCUGAGUCUCAAUGCUCUGCAGGAUUCAGGAGUGGAGCUGCUGAGAGAUCUUCUGGAGAGUCCACUCUGCAGACUACAGACUCUCAGGAUCAAUGGCAGGACGAUCACAGCCAAGAUACAGAAGAAAUGUUGAGAAGGGGAGAUGCCCCAGAGAGAUGUCUCCAGCUGUUCUGAACCAUCUUCUGGAUAAACUUCUGGACGUGAACUGUCACUGAUUCUGAAGUGAUGGUCAACCCAAUAAAAAAGCAAUGCACACUUCAGAAGAAUUCCUCUAAAUCACAAUAUGCUUCAAAUGGCACACGCUUAAGUCCUAUUAAGGCUUUCUAUUUGAACCAAGUACCCACUGUUGCUUCAGAAGAACUUUAAUCAUUGGUGGGCUUAUUAUAGAUAUUGUAGUCUUCAUAGUAAAGCACAUGAAUACCUUGAGCACACAUUAGACCGCUUCCUUUUACUGAUGAAGUUUUGUAUUUCGGUCCACAUUGACAUAUUCCAUGUACAGCAUGUUUAGAUAACUGGCCUGUGUCACCUGUGCUAUGUAUAGAAAGGUGAAUUCCUGUCUUAUCUAUAGAACCGUGUGCAGGGUAAGGAUACAGACAAGUGUGAACUGAGCGCAUGACAGAACGUGUGUUCAGAGUUUGGACACUGGAGCUGUUUUGCUUUGUGCUGAAUGCUUUGGCGAUGUUACGUUGUUAAGAUGUGGUCAUGCCAAUAUAGCUCCUAUGCAUUGUAUUGUGUCAGGUUCAAUGAUUGAGAUAUGUCAUCUCAGUGUGUUAGCAGUUUUAUUAUUAUACAAACAUCAGGCAUUUAUGGCAAUUUAUUGACCAACAAACUGGUCUCUUUUAGAAACAAAAACUAAUGUUGAUCUUUAGAUUUUGCAAGAUAUGGAACAUUUCCACUGAUUUGGUUCUUUGUUCGAUUGCUAUUAGAUUUUCUAAAUAAUAUUUGGAAACCACUUUUCUACAUCUUUAUAUUUUGUCUAACGUAUAACACAACAAGAGCAUUUCUUGGCAUGGCUUAUUGGAAAUGUCCUCCAAUUCUAAAAUGUCCCCUCAAUUUCCACUGGAUAUAUUUUAACUGAUAUUUCAAUCUGUAAUUAGUCAUCUAAACAGUGUAUUUGGCAUUGUGGUAAGAAUUCGGGUUUUAUCAGGAAAGGUUUCAGCUUCCUGCUCCACGACGCUGCAGUUACACUAAGCUGUUAGAUGAAUGUGUGUCAGAUUGAACUGUUUUUUAGGAAAUAAAUAAAAAGAGAAAGAUAAUAACUAAUAAAUACAAAUACGAAAACA
Molecule: messenger RNA, 1672 nt
Organism: Eleginops maclovinus (Patagonian blennie)
Lineage: Eukaryota; Metazoa; Chordata; Actinopteri; Perciformes; Eleginopidae
Product: NACHT, LRR and PYD domains-containing protein 12-like
Exons: 6
Coding region: 1-522 (173 amino acids)
Biological process (GO): intracellular signal transduction
Molecular function (GO): protein binding
Source: RefSeq, a predicted model, not a curated record